This is a messenger RNA of Drepanopeziza brunnea f. sp. 'multigermtubi' MB_m1, 1980 nucleotides long. RefSeq lists its product as uncharacterized. The record is from RefSeq and is a predicted model, not a curated record. Gene Ontology annotation, molecular function: hydrolase activity; DNA binding; ATP binding. NCBI's taxonomy places the organism in Eukaryota, Fungi, Ascomycota, Leotiomycetes, Helotiales, Drepanopezizaceae.
AUGCCUCCAGCAUCAAGAGGAUUGCUAGGAAGUAUCCGAAAAUGGAGAAUUUGUACAGCCUCAAUAAUUGCCCGCCCUUAUGCAUCGAUUUCUUCUGCAUUGGGCUCAAUUAAGCCUCCCAUGAAGAUACGCCUCCGAGAGUAUCAAGAAGAAUGUAUUCAAGCAGUACUUUCCCAUCUGAAGCAGGGGCACAAGCGCUUGGGUGUCUCAUUGGCGACUGGAAGUGGUAAAACCGUUAUAUUCACUCAGCUCAUUGAUCGCGUUUCAUCCCCGAGGGAAGCAGAUCAAACGCUGAUACUGGCUCACAGACAAGAGCUAGUCGAGCAAGCCGCCCGACACUGCACCAAUGCGUAUCCUUCGAAGCGAGUCGAGAUUGAGAUGGGCAAUAUACAUGCUAGUGGGCUCGCCGACAUCACCGUUGCCAGUAUACAAAGUAUUUGCUCUGGAAGCCGCAUAGACAAGUUCGACCCGAAAAGGUUCAAGUUGAUACUUGUAGAUGAAGCACACCAUAUUGUUGCUCCAGGCUAUAUGCGGACUCUGGAUCAUUUCGGCUUGUCCAAGGCGCAAUCAGAUUCCCCCGCUCUUGUCGGAGUAUCCGCCACCCUGUCUAGAUUCGAUGGGAUGAGGCUGGGUGCUGCAAUUGACCAGAUUGUGUACCACAAGGAUUACAUUGAUAUGAUUGGAGAAAAAUGGCUGUCUGACGUGAUAUUCACGACUGUUCAGUCAAAAGCAGAUCUAUCCAAGGUCAAACAAGGGGCAAGUGGUGACUUCCAGCCGGGGCAGCUCUCGCGGGUAGUCAAUACGGAGCUGGUCAACGAUAUCACCGUCCGUACUUGGCUUGCCAAAGCACAAGGCAGGAAGUCUACACUGGUAUUUUGUGUAGACCUGGAGCAUGUGGCCGGCUUGACCAACACUUUCCGGAAGCAUGGAAUCGAUGCUCGGUUCGUCACGGGAGAUACUCCCAAAUCAGAACGAGGUCUCCGACUGGAUUCUUUCCGGAAUGGCGAAUUUCCUGUUCUCGUCAACUGCGGCGUCUUCACAGAAGGAACCGAUAUCCCCAAUAUUGACUGCGUACUGUUGGCUCGGCCGACCAAGUCGAGGAAUUUGCUUGUCCAGAUGAUUGGCCGAGGGAUGAGACUGUUCCCAGGAAAGAAAGACUGCCAUGUCAUUGAUAUGGUGGCAAGUCUUGAGACUGGCAUUGUCUCAACCCCAACUCUGUUCGGUCUAGAUCCUGCUGAAAUAGUUGAGGCGGCAGAUUUGAACGGCAUGAAAUCGCUACAGGACCGAAAAGAGGCUGAAGAGCUCAGAAACGAGGCUGUCGACAGGGACGUGCAGCCAAACUUUCAAGGUCAGGUUUCGGCUCCUAAGACAGUGACCUUUACAGAUUACGAUUCUGUAUUUGACUUGAUCGAGGACACCUCAGGAGAGCUACACAUUCACAGAAUGUCUCCCAAUGCCUGGGUCAAGAUUGGCGAAGAGCGGUUUAUCCUCUCAAACUCAAGUGGAUCAUAUCUGAAAAUAGAUACAGCGACCAAUCAAGAAACAGGCGAAAAAGAAUACGUCCUCACUGAAACCGUCGCCUUACCUCGCGCCAUUUCCAAACAGCCUUACACUCGACCACGUCAGAUCUCCAAAGGUGUCACCUUGGCCGAUGUAAUCCACGCAGCCGAUACAUUCGCGCAAAAGAAAUACCCCUUCCUCUUCAUCAAUAGGAAUCAAGCAUGGAGAAAGAAUCCCGCUACCGAUGGGCAGCUUGCGUUUCUCAAUAAGCUAAGAUCGAAAGAGGACCAGCUCACUGCUGCGACGGUGACAAAAGGCAAGGCGGGCGAAAUGAUUACGAAGCUGAAACAUGGCGCGAGAGGCAGGUUUGCGAGUAUUGAGGCAGAGAAAAGGAAGGAGAGGAGGGUGAGAUUGAAGGUGGAGCAGGAGAGGGCGAUGAAGGAUAGAGAGCGGGUUAGUGUUGGGCCAGUUCUGGAUUGA